AUGAUACAGGUGUCGCACGAAAGUGAGCGUGAAAAUUUGUACUCACCAUCCAUGGCGGCGGAAUUCGGGAGUACGGGUGGCAGUCGGGAAUCGAUCGACGAAGAUCCUGGAGAAGGAGGACUUGGAAUCCGUCGCAAUUGCACCAAACUCAGCAUUCAAUUAGAACGGAGUCCGUACACUCAACACGAACUCUGCGACUCGUUCGACUACCGCGUCAAGGAGUCCACAGGCUACGUGGAACGAACAAGAAGCGCAGCAAGGCACCGGUUAAAACGAUGCGCGGAGUGUCGACCGAAGGAGGCCUUGUUCGCCCGCCUGCCGAUCUUGAAAUGGCUGCCGAAUUACGAAUACCGUAGGGAUUUCGUGCCGGACAUGAUUGCAGGCGUCACGGUAGCUGUCAUGCACAUCCCUCAAGGGAUGGCUUACUCAAUGUUGGCAGGGAUGCCAGCAGUGAAUGGACUGUACAUGGCCUUGUUUCCAGUGUUGACAUAUAUUUUGUUCUGCAAUUCUCGCCACAACUCAAUGGGUACUUUUGCUGUGGUUAUGCUGAUGACUGGGAUCCUAGCUGACCAACUCCUGGCCAAGCAUGGAGAAUACUCAGAGGAGACUAAAACUGGGUACACACAUGUGCAAGUGGCCACCAUAAUUGCAUUUUCUGUGGGAUUCUGGCAGUUGCUCAUGAGUUUCUUGAGGCUGGGAACAUUGUCAGUCCUCUUGUCAGAUGUUCUCAUCAGUGGGUUCACAACUGGAGCAGCUGUGCAUGUGUUCACCUCUCAACUCACAGGGCUCUUUGGAUUGCGCUUGUCAGAGUCUCAAGAGUUCCCCAAGAUUUUAAGGACACAUUAUAAUGUUGUGGCCAAUCUGUUUGAGUCAAAUGUGGUUGCUGUGAUUGUGUCUGCUGCCACCAUGGGUGCCAUGGCCAUCAACAAUGAAAUCAUCAAGCCAAGGUUGGCCAAAAAGUGUCCUGUUCCUGUGCCCAUUGAACUCAUUGCUGUGGUCAGUGGAACCCUCUUGUCUUACUACAUGCAGCUUCAUGAGAAGUACAAAUUGCCAAUCAUUGAGACUGUACCAACUGGUUUGCCACCAGCCAUCACACCACCAUUAGAACUGAUGAAAGAAGCUCUCUCAGGCUCAGUGAUCAUAGCAGUGGUGGCAUACACAACAUCCUACUCCUUGGAAAGGAUGUUUGCCAAGCACCACAAUUAUGAGUCAGACCCAAACCAGGAGUUGUUUGCCCAAGGGAUGGCAAAUGUGGUUGGGUCCUUCUUCAGUUGUGCCCCAGUUGCUGCAUCCAUGUCCAGGAGUCUUGUGCAGCAGACUGUUGGAGGUGCCACUCAGAUCUCAAAUGUAGUGUCCUGUGGGAUCCUGAUCUUCAUUCUGCUCUUCAUGGGCUCAUAUGUGGAACCUCUACCCAUUUGCAUUUUGUCAUCCAUCAUAGUGGUGUCCCUGAAGGGUAUGUUUGCCCAAUUUGGGGACCUGGUGGUGGCCUGGAGAAGCAGCAAGUUGGAUGCCUUCAUAUGGUUGGCAACCUUUGUGUCUGUGGUGGGAGUGGACAUAGACUUUGGUCUGGCAGUGGGAGUCUGUGUAUCUCUGGUCACUUUGCUGUGGAGGAACCAGCGAGCUUAUGCUUGCACCCUUGGAGAAAUUCCAAAUACUGGGAUCUAUGUUGACCUCCAGAGAUAUGCUGCUGCAGAGGAGAUACACAAUGUCAAGAUUUUCCACUAUGGUGCAGGAUUGCAUUUUGCAAACAGAGACUAUUUCAGAGAGGAAUUGGUGAACCUGACUGGCUUGGACCCUGUGAAAUGGCAUGAGCAGGCCCUGAAGAAGAUCAAAAAGGAGGGCAGGUCUUUGGACAGGGCCCUGAAAAGGGCAGCUGAGGUGGCAGCCCUGGAGGAGCUUAAAAGUCAAAAGAAGUCCAGAUUCUGGUCCUGCUGCCUGAAUAAGCCACCCAAGGAUCAUAAUAACCAUGCUAUUAAUAACAAACAUUCAGAAAUCUCUCCAUCAGUGAGCCAAGAGGAAUCUCAGAAUGGCAGCUCCAACAAGGACUCCUCAAUAGACAUGUCAAAAGCAGGAGAGCACUUGGCAGCAGCAAUGUCUGGAGUGCACCUGAGGAAGAUGAGUGUCCACUUUGACACCAAUGGCAACCCUUUGCCAUUUAGACAUCUGGUCAUAGAUCUCAGCGGAGUCAGUUUUAUUGACAUGUCUGGGGUCAAAUUACUCAGAGCUCUGCUGCAGGAUUAUGAGAAGAUUAAUGUCCAAGUGCUUUUUGCUGGACCCACUGAACCGGUUUUACACAUGUUCCGCAAGAUGGCCUUCACGAGCGACAUCUCUACAGACUACUUCUUCCCCACAGUCAACGAUGCAGUGGUCUGCUCAAGGUUCAAGAUAGUGGGCAUGAAAGGGAGGACAAUUUGCGAAAGCAAGCUCACCAUUUUGGCAGAAUCUGACGCAGCGAAUGUGGUGUAA
Molecule: messenger RNA, 2466 nt
Organism: Notodromas monacha
Lineage: Eukaryota; Metazoa; Arthropoda; Ostracoda; Podocopida; Cyprididae
Source: the annotation of a GenBank genome assembly